Molecule: messenger RNA, 2789 nt
Organism: Ipomoea nil (Japanese morning glory)
Lineage: Eukaryota; Viridiplantae; Streptophyta; Magnoliopsida; Solanales; Convolvulaceae
Product: DNA/RNA-binding protein KIN17-like
Exons: 9
Coding region: 216-1418 (400 amino acids)
Biological process (GO): DNA replication; DNA damage response
Cellular component (GO): nucleus
Molecular function (GO): double-stranded DNA binding
Source: RefSeq, a predicted model, not a curated record
CGCAGAGCUCUCACGCUGACUCGUCGUCCCAGCUUCCUCGCCGUCGCGCCGUCGCCGUACCAGCUUCUCUGCCUCUCUCGUCGUCCUUCCCAGCCUCCUAGGCUCGCCUUCGCCGUCCCUCUACGACUCUGUCUCUCUCGUCUUCGGCGUUGCCUUCCCAGUGGACGAGAUUUACAACAUUAAGGAAAUCUCAAACCACUCUGAUUUUCUCAAUCAUGGGGAAGAACGAGUUCUUGACCCCAAAAGCAAUCGCUAACAGAAUCAAAGCUAAGGGUCUGCAGAAGCUGCGAUGGUACUGCCAGAUGUGCCAGAAGCAAUGCAGGGACGAGAAUGGAUUCAAGUGCCAUUGUAUGAGCGAGUCCCACCAGCGCCAAAUGGAGGUGUUCGGCCAGAACCCUGAACGGAUCGUCAGUGGCUACUCGGAGGAGUUUGAGGAUUCAUUCCUCGAACACAUGAAGCGCAGCCACCGCUUCAGCCGUGUGGCUGCCACGGUUGUGUACAACGAGUACAUUGCUGAUCGACAUCACGUGCAUAUGAAUUCUACGCAGUGGGCGACUCUGACGGACUUUGUGAAGCAUUUGGGGAGGGCUGGCAAGUGUAAAGUUGAGGAGACCCCCAAGGGGUGGUUUAUUACGUAUAUAGAUAGAGAUUCGGAGACCCUUUUCAAGGAGAAGAUGAAGAACAAGAGAAUAAGGGCUGACAUCGCGGAGGAAGAGAAGCAAGAGAGGGAGAUUAAGAAGCAGAGAGAGCGGGCAGAACAGUUGAUGGGUGCAGCAGACGAGAACGGUUCUCAGCAGAAAUUGGAACCAGAGCACAAGCCUUUGCAAAAAUCAGAGAGUGACCAGAAAAUCAAGCUGUCUUUGGCCUCGUCAAAACCCAAUGUUAAAGAGAGAUCUGAAAGUUCAAAGUCUGUAUUUGAUGUGAUCGAUAACCGUGAAGAAGGUAGGAAAGAUACUGGAAAGAUUGGUAAGGGUGGUAGUGGGGUAAGCGGGGGUGGCAGCUCAACUUUGGAUGAGCUGAUGAGAGAGCAAGAACGGGCAAAGGAAAGGCAAAAUAGAAAGGAUUAUUGGUUAUGCGAGGGAAUAAUAGUGAAGGUAAUGAGCAAGGCCUUAGCUAACAAGGGAUACUAUAAGCAAAAGGGUGUAGUUAGGAAGGUGAUUGAUAAGUAUGUUGGGGAAAUUGAAAUCCUCGAAAACAAGCAUGUCCUCAGAGUUGAUCAGGAAGAGCUCGAAACUGUAAUUCCCCAAAUUGGUGGUCUUGUGAGGAUAGUUAACGGGGCUUAUCGUGGAUCAAAUGCAAGGUUGUUAUCCAUUGAUACAGAUAAAUUCGCUGCCAAGGUGCAAAUUGAGAAAGGUAUAUACGACGGGAAGGUGCUCAAGGCUAUUGAAUACGAAGAUAUAUGCAAAUUGGUGCAAUGACACUAUGACAGCUGCAAUGGCAGCCCUGUAACUCAUUUCAGAAUUGACAGCCAUGUAAACUCCACUCUUGACACUAUCAUCCACAAAAUCCAACAGGAAAUUGAUACUUUGAGAGAGAUGCCAAAUAAGUCGAUGCCCCCCGGAUCGAAAUCUGCUGCUUUUCUUGCAGAUAUUCUGGGGCUAGUUGAGUUUGUGCAGACAUCUAUGUAUCAUGUAGAAGGAAGUGAAUUCGAAGCACAUCCUCUGAUUCAAUCAGAAGAACCUGGUGAGUACUUCUUGACAGAAGAGGUUAGGAAAUAUGUAAGAAUCAAGCCAAACAGGCUUGGGAAGCAAAACUUCAUGGGAGCCAAUGGCACAUUCACCAGCAUUGGCCAUGCUUGCUUUGCCAUGAAGACUGAUCUCGAAGAGUACAUGGACUACGACGUUGGGGAAAUCUGCAAUGACGAUUGGAAGUUAGCCCAGAAGCUGAUGGUCCAUGGAUGUGAUCCUCUACCAAGGAGGAGAUGCCUUGCCAGAGCCCCUCAGUUAUACAGCAUACAACCAACUGUUAUGUGCUACUGUAUGAUGCUGGCUGUCUGCAAAAAGUGAAGUACCUAGGAUUGUGAUGACCUAGAUGUCUCCAAAUUAAACUGCAUAGGCCAUAGCAGUUGGAGCUAGGUGGGAUCAAGCCUUGGAAUUAAAACACAGGGACGCAUAUAUUUCAAAUACACGUGAAGCCAACGCAUUUAGUCUCAAUACAUCUAAAUUUAAAAGGAUAUGUUGAAGGCAAUCCAGUGACCGACCUAAUAUGCAGACCACAAUAAUAGAGUCAUGUAUGCUCAUCGAUGACUUACAAAAGUUUAUCCAACUUGAUUGAACUGAAGAUUGCUCCAGCUGAUUUUCGAUUCCCUACAGCAAACCGGACUAGGCAUUGUUUCACACGAUAUGUUGAGUUUCACACGUAAAAUAGCUUCAUCAAUAUCAUUUGAACUACGGAUGCAUAUCCUACUUACAUAACAUGGAAUAUUAAACUAUGAACAUUUCAACCCUGUUUAGGUGAUAGAGAUUUUUUCAAAAUAGCAAUGAUCUGACAACUUGGUAAAUUAAAAACAAUUAGGUUUUCAAGACUAGGCUGUUUAAAUACUUCGCAUAUAUGGGUAUGACUACAAGACCUUGUGAUGUAAACUUGAGUAUAGUCUUUAAUCUGCAGCAAGCGGCUUGCUUACAAUUGUAUACUUCAUGUGUGUGGUAGCUAAAGGUAGGGAGGUUGGUGACUGAGAAAUUCGUUAGGUACUAUGAUCAACUAAGUGAGUAAAGAAAUGAUGUGUUUCCUGUUUAUAUAUUUAGAAAUCAAGAGACUAAUAGGAAUGUCAGAUUUUGGCUUGUUUUAAA